Molecule: messenger RNA, 740 nt
Organism: Dissoconium aciculare CBS 342.82
Lineage: Eukaryota; Fungi; Ascomycota; Dothideomycetes; Mycosphaerellales; Dissoconiaceae
Exons: 1
Coding region: 365-586 (73 amino acids)
Molecular function (GO): protein binding
Source: RefSeq, a predicted model, not a curated record
AUACAAUUGAUGCCCUUUCACCUCACCCGCAGAAAUUGCACUGCGGCGAAAGCCACUUUGAAACAGCAGCCGGCGAUAGUUCAGGCUGGGUCAUCCUGAUCAGACUCCAGGGACCUUCACAUUGCUGGGCCGCGCGGUUCUGGCCGUUUCGGAAUGCCGCCGCCGACGUCCUUGACUACGGCGAGACGGCCCAGCCACCAUCUGUGCAGGGGAUUCGAUGCUUCUCCGACAUACAUACAGAUAUCAAGCUUCCGUCUUUCCAUGUGAUCUUUCGUACAACCACCCACAGCCCAUCUGACCCUCCAUUGAUCCAACAGAGCAGGAAUCUCGACAUCCACUGCGCCUCUGGGCAAGUCCCGCGAGCAUGGCAGGAGGCGUUCGCCUCCUUAAACUGCCCGCCGAAUUGGUAGAGCGUAUUGCUGAAUACGUGGACGAUGCUGAUUUGAUCGCUCUGCGCUCAACGUGCAGGAUAGCGGACAGCCAAGCUAUACGCGUGGUACGUCACCCCCUGUCCAACCUUGCGCUGCUCCGGGCGUGCGACCCAUAUUGGGUUCGACAGCCUCAAGCCGCUGGAGGACGGCGAUGAUAUCGCAGAUUUUGACACUCACAUGGACAUCAAGUUUGCGGACCGAUUCUUUUCAACGCGCACGACGAGCUUGAUGGGAUCGAGUCUUGAGAAUCUCGAGCAGAUCUCUCGUCAUCCGAUAUUCCGAGAAGCCGUGAAAAUACUGGUCAUCCAG